AUGUCAUGUGUUCAGCACAUUGGAAUCGCUCGCUGUUCGAUCGUCGAAUAAUAUUUACGAACUGCUUUUAAAUAAUUAAUAUUUCUAAUAUUCCUAAACGAUGAAUAGAUUGUAACGCAGUACAAAUUAUAAUAAAAUAAUUGUUCCUCGCAACCGAACAUAAGACGACGUCCUUGAAUCUGACAUUAACCUUAGCUGGAAAAAUGAUCCGUUUCGGUCAUAAUUUUGUGUUUUUAUCGUGUGUCUGCUGUUAAUUACGAUUGAAAAUUCGUUAUUGUAGAAUAAAUAACGUGACAGAGAAAACAGGAGCUGUGAAAACCUAACCAAAAAUGCUAAACAAUACCUUAAAAAUGUACAAACUAUCGCAAAUCACCACAUUACUACAAAAGAGUAUUUAUUUAAACGCAAAAAGGAAAAUAUCCAUCUACCCUCUACCAUACUCUUGUAUAUGUGGCCAGGUAUAUUUAAAAAAAGAAUACCCCAACCAUAGAUAUGAAAUAACAAGAGUACAUUCUACUCAAAGUGAUCAGCAUAGACAAAAAGUUGUUAUUGAGACGACAACACCGAAAAUUGUGAUAAAUAAGCUUGGGGAAAAGUUGCCAGAUCAAAAAUUACCGGAUCGGACGGAUUUAGAUGCAAAAGCUGGAUUUUGGAAGGAGAAAAUUGAUCCAUAUGUUAAGUUGGCAAGAUGGGAUAGACCUAUAGGUGUAUACCUGCUCUACUGGCCCUGUGCAUGGUCUAUAGCGCUCGGCUCCCUGCCUGGUACAGUGCCGCUACAGUCGUCGUUAUACACGGCUGGCCUGUUCCUUGUGGGCGCUGGGUUGAUGAGGGGCGCCGGGUGUACUAUCAACGAUUUGUGGGAUAGAGAUGUUGAUGCUCAGGUAGAACGCACAAAGAACCGUCCCCUCGUCACGGGUGCAGUAUCAGAAACUCAGGCGGUAGUAUUCCUGGCUGCUCAACUGAGCCUCGCACUAGCUGUGUUACUGCAACUCAACUGCUACAGUAUAGUACUGGGCGCUAGUAGCAUGCUGCUGGUAGUGACAUACCCGCUCGCGAAGCGUGUGUCGCGCUACCCGCAGAUAUUCCUGGGCGCCACGUUCAACUGGGGCGCGCUGCUUGGCUAUAGCGCCGUCACGGGGGCGCUGGACUUGUCCGUUUGUGGUCCGCUGUAUGUCGGGGCGCUGGCUUGGACCGUGGUCUAUGAUACGAUUUAUGCGCAUCAGGAUAAAGAAGACGACAUGAAAGUAGGCGUCAAGUCGACAGCGCUGACUUUCGGCGCUCACACUCGGCCGGCGCUGUCGGGCUGCCUCGCGCUCAGCGCGGCGUCGCUCGCCCUCGCGGGACAUAAUGCGGGGCUGGGGUUGCCGUACCAGUUGGCCGUGUUGGGUUAUGUCGCUCAUGCUGCUCAGCAGAUAUACACACUGGACACAGAAAACCCGGAAGAUUGCGCAUCCAAAUUCAAAUCGAAUUCGUCAGUUGGCGCCAUCAUUCUAAUGGGUAUUUUGGCGGGAGGCUACAAACAAUACAUGGACAAUAUGGCCGAUAAUGUCAACCAUGAAGAUACUACUAAAAGCUGUUUGUUUAGCUAACUUCUUAAUUUGGGCGGGUUAUCGUCCGUAGAUAAUUGGAGGUAUGUUUUUUUUAUGGAAAUGUCAUUGGUGUUGACAGUUAUUGAUUGGAAAUUUUGAAU
Molecule: messenger RNA, 1690 nt
Organism: Helicoverpa armigera (cotton bollworm)
Lineage: Eukaryota; Metazoa; Arthropoda; Insecta; Lepidoptera; Noctuidae
Gene: Coq2
Product: 4-hydroxybenzoate polyprenyltransferase, mitochondrial
Exons: 7
Coding region: 330-1589 (419 amino acids)
Biological process (GO): ubiquinone biosynthetic process
Cellular component (GO): mitochondrial inner membrane
Source: RefSeq, a predicted model, not a curated record